CUCGGCGUGGAGUCCGCCGUAGGAUAUAUCAGCAGCGUGGCGAACCCCGAGGACUACUCCAUGUUUGUCGUACUCGACAUUGUGCAGGCCGAGACGAUGGGGCAGAUAUCACGAACCGGCUUUGUAAAAGGGUGGUCCCAACAAAAAGUCGCCGCGAACCCAAAAUCCCACAAGGCACACGUGCAACGACUCUGUAAGCAAGUGGUCACCGAUCCGGCCUACUUCAAGAAGCUCUACGACCUCGCAUUCCGCAUCGGCAAGGAACCCCAGCAGAGGGCGUUGGAUAUGGAAUCGGCCAUUACCUUUUGGGGCGUGCUGUUUGAGCCGACAAUGCAUUCCUGGCGGUCCCCCAAGGUCAACUGGCUCGAGGCAUGGAGCGGGUUCCUGAGGGGCAAGUUUUACGUCGAGAACGGCAACAGCAGCAGGUGGACGCGGACUGUUAGCAGGGAUCUGUGGACCCAGACUGCCGCGUUUGCUGCCAGGACGAUGGAGGACGAAUCGCUGGGGUUUUGGUCCGAGGAGCAGGCCUGGCCGGGGCUUAUUGAUGAGUUUGUGGUUUGGUGUCGGGAGAAGGGGAUUGUGCCGGGUAAGAAGGAGAAGGGUAUGGAGGUGGACGAUUAG
Messenger RNA from Canariomyces notabilis, 621 nucleotides. Its product is annotated as defective in cullin neddylation protein. NCBI's taxonomy places the organism in Eukaryota, Fungi, Ascomycota, Sordariomycetes, Sordariales, Chaetomiaceae. Gene Ontology annotation, molecular function: ubiquitin-like protein binding; ubiquitin conjugating enzyme binding; cullin family protein binding. Gene Ontology annotation, cellular component: ubiquitin ligase complex. The record is from RefSeq and is a predicted model, not a curated record. The annotation marks the transcript as partial. Gene Ontology annotation, biological process: protein neddylation. The transcript has a single exon.